This is a messenger RNA of Oncorhynchus kisutch (coho salmon), 5685 nucleotides long. RefSeq names its product PC4 and SFRS1-interacting protein-like. NCBI's taxonomy places the organism in Eukaryota, Metazoa, Chordata, Actinopteri, Salmoniformes, Salmonidae. The record is from RefSeq and is a predicted model, not a curated record. The transcript is spliced from 3 exons. Bases 183 to 626 code for a protein of 147 amino acids.
CAGGAGAGGUUGGUACCAGGGGACGGCCAGAAACAGACAGCGUGUCUAAGCUACAUGCCACUAAAGAAUCUUUCAGUCUGACGGACUCUACCCUGCACCGUAUACACGGAGACAUACGCAUCUCUCUGAAGACGGACAACCCUGACAUUAGUAAGUGUCUGACAGCGCUGGACCAACUCAGUAUGGUCUAUGUAACAUCACAACACGUCCAGAGACACAGUGAACUCAUCACUACGCUCAGAAAGAUGCGUCGUUUCCGCAGUAACCAGGACGUGAUGGACAAGGCAUCGAUGCUCUACAACCGCUUCAAGAACGCAUUCCUAUUGGUUAACGACAAGGAUAACGUCAUCAGCCCCGAGUUCCUCCGCUCGCUCCUGGAGGAGAAAGAGAGGGAGGAGGAGGAGAGGGUGGAGAGAUGGAGGGAGAAACAGAAGAGGAGAGGAGAGGUGCUGCAGGAGGUUCGCAGGAGAAUGAGUCAACUGGAGGAGAGGAGGGGAGGAGAGAAGAAAGAAGAGGAGGUGCCAGAGGAGGUGCCAGAGGAGGUGCCAGAGGAGGUGCCAGAGGAGGUGCCAGAGGAGGUGCCAGAGGAGGUGCCAGAGGAGGUGCCAGAGGGUGGGAGCUCCUAACUCCAAUAGCCUCAUACUGAGCUCCACUGUGAGAAACGGAGCAGGGUGAAGUUGCCCCUAGACUCUGAUCUUGGUGCAGGUUACAAUUUUCGACCACCAAUGGUUGAAGUUAGUAUUGGGGGAGGGAAACUGAUUCUAGAUCUGUACCUGGGGGGGGGGGUGUGACAGAACAAUGGAACAUACAGAACAAUGGAACAUACAGAACAAUGGAACAUACAGAACAAUGGAACAUACCAACUCAGAAUCAGAGGGGGUGAACACGGAACAUACCAGCUGUCCAACUGGGGUUAUGAUGUUUCUUAUCCCUCUCUUGUCCAAUCAGAGUAUUUGGACAACCCCCUCACCCAUGUUCAUUGGUGCACACCGUUUCAAAAACAUUGCAGACGUUUUGCAAUGGAGAAGGACAACGAGUGUUUUUAUUUUUAUUGGACAAGUUCAGGGUGUUAGGUCUUCUAGUGAAUAGGGCUCGGGUGUUUUCCUAAAGACAGGGUGUUAGGUCUUCUAGUGAAUAGGGCUCGGGUGUUUUCCUAAAGACAGGGUGUUAGGUCUUCUAGUGAAUAGGGCUCGGGUGUUUUCCUAAAGACAGGGUGUUAGGUCUUCUAGUGAAUAGGGCUCGGGUGUUUUCCUAAAGACGGGGUGUUAGGUCUUCUAGUGAAUAGGGCUCGGGUGUUUCCUAAAGACGGGGUGUUAGGUCUUCUAGUGAAUAGGGCUCGGGUGUUUUCCUAAAGACAGGGUGUUAGGUCUUCUAGUGAAUAGGGCUCGGGUGUUUUCCUAAAGACGGGGUGUUAGGUCUUCUAGUGAAUAGGGCUCGGGUGUUUUCCUAAAGACGGGGUGUUAGGUCUUCUAGUGAAUAGGGCUCGGGUGUUUUCCUAAAGACGGGGUGUUAGGUCUUCUAGUGAAUAGGGCUCGGGUGUUUUCCUAAAGACGGGGUGUUAGGUCUUCUAGUGAAUAGGGCUCGGGUGUUUUCCUAAAGACGGGGUGUUAGGUCUUCUAGUGAAUAGGGCUCGGGUGUUUUCCUAAAGACGGGGUGUUAGGUCUUCUAGUGAAUAGGGCUCGGGUGUUUUCCUAAAGACAGGGUGUUAGGUCUUCUAGUGAAUAGGGCUCGGGUGUUUUCCUAAAGACUGGGUGUUAGGUCUUCUAGUGAAUAGGGCUCGGGUGUUUUCCUAAAGACAGGGUGUUAGGUCUUCUAGUGAAUAGGGCUCGGGUGUUUUCCUAAAGACAGGGUGUUAGGUCUUCUAGUGAAUAGGGCUCGGGUGUUUUCCUAAAGACAGGGUGUUAGGUCUUCUAGUGAAUAGGGCUCGGGUGUUUUCCUAAAGACGGGGUGUUAGGUCUUCUAGUGAAUAGGGCUCGGGUGUUUUCCUAAAGACGGGGUGUUAGGUCUUCUAGUGAAUAGGGCUCGGGUGUUUUCCUAAAGACGGGGUGUUAGGUCUUCUAGUGAAUAGGGCUCGGGUGUUUUCCUAAAGACAGGGUGUUAGGUCUUCUAGUGAAUAGGGCUCGGGUGUUUUCCUAAAGACGGGGUGUUAGGUCUUCUAGUGAAUAGGGCUCGGGUGUUUUCCUAAAGACGGGGUGUUAGGUCUUCUAGUGAAUAGGGCUCGGGUGUUUUCCUAAAGACGGGGUGUUAGGUCUUCUAGUGAAUAGGGCUCGGGUGUUUUCCUAAAGACGGGGUGUUAGGUCUUCUAGUGAAUAGGGCUCGGGUGUUUUCCUAAAGACGGGGUGUUAGGUCUUCUAGUGAAUAGGGCUCGGGUGUUUUCCUAAAGACGGGGUGUUAGGUCUUCUAGUGAAUAGGGCUCGGGUGUUUUCCUAAAGACGGGUGUGUUAGGUCUUCUAGUGAAUAGGGCUCGGGUGUUUUCCUAAAGACAGGGUGUUAGGUCUUCUAGUGAAUAGGGCUCGGGUGUUUUCCUAAAGACGGGGUGUUAGGUCUUCUAGUGAAUAGGGCUCGGGUGUUUUCCUAAAGACGGGGUGUUAGGUCUUCUAGUGAAUAGGGCUCGGGUGUUUUCCUAAAGACGGGGUGUUAGGUCUUCUAGUGAAUAGGGCUCGGGUGUUUUCCUAAAGACGGGGGUGUUAGGUCUUCUAGUGAAUAGGGCUCGGGUGUUUUCCUAAAGACGGGGUGUUAGGUCUUCUAGUGAAUAGGGCUCGGGUGUUUUCCUAAAGACGGGGUGUUAGGUCUUCUAGUGAAUAGGGCUCGGGUGUUUUCCUAAAGACGGGGUGUUAGGUCUUCUAGUGAAUAGGGCUCGGGUGUUUUCCUAAAGACGGGGUGUUAGGUCUUCUAGUGAAUAGGGCUCGGGUGUUUUCCUAAAGACGGGGUGUUAGGUCUUCUAGUGAAUAGGGCUCGGGUGUUUUCCUAAAGACGGGGUGUUAGGUCUUCUAGUGAAUAGGGCUCGGGUGUUUUCCUAAAGACAGGGUGUUAGGUCUUCUAGUGAAUAGGGCUCGGGUGUUUUCCUAAAGACGGGGUGUUAGGUCUUCUAGUGAAUAGGGCUCGGGUGUUUUCCUAAAGACGGGGUGUUAGGUCUUCUAGUGAAUAGGGCUCGGGUGUUUUCCUAAAGACAGGGUGUUAGGUCUUCUAGUGAAUAGGGCUCGGGUGUUUUCCUAAAGACGGGGUGUUAGGUCUUCUAGUGAAUAGGGCUCGGGUGUUUUCCUAAAGACGGGGUGUUAGGUCUUCUAGUGAAUAGGGCUCGGGUGUUUUCCUAAAGACAGGGUGUUAGGUCUUCUAGUGAAUAGGGCUCGGGUGUUUUCCUAAAGACAGGGUGUUAGGUCUUCUAGUGAAUAGGGCUCGGGUGUUUUCCUAAAGACAGGGUGUUAGGUCUUCUAGUGAAUAGGGCUCGGGUGUUUUCCUAAAGACAGGGUGUUAGGUCUUCUAGUGAAUAGGGCUCGGGUGUUUUCCUAAAGACAGGGUGUUAGGUCUUCUAGUGAAUAGGGCUCGGGUGUUUUCCUAAAGACGGGGUGUUAGGUCUUCUAGUGAAUAGGGCUCGGGUGUUUUCCUAAAGACGGGGUGUUAGGUCUUCUAGUGAAUAGGGCUCGGGUGUUUUCCUAAAGACGGGGUGUUAGGUCUUCUAGUGAAUAGGGCUCGGGUGUUUUCCUAAAGACGGGGUGUUAGGUCUUCUAGUGAAUAGGGCUCGGGUGUUUUCCUAAAGACAGGGUGUUAGGUCUUCUAGUGAAUAGGGCUCGGGUGUUUUCCUAAAGACCGGGUGUUAGGUCUUCUAGUGAAUAGGGCUCGGGUGUUUUCCUAAAGACGGGGUGUUAGGUCUUCUAGUGAAUAGGGCUCGGGUGUUUUCCUAAAGACGGGGUGUUAGGUCUUCUAGUGAAUAGGGCUCGGGUGUUUUCCUAAAGACAGGGUGUUAGGUCUUCUAGUGAAUAGGGCUCGGGUGUUUUCCUAAAGACCGGGUGUUAGGUCUUCUAGUGAAUAGGGCUCGGGUGUUUUCCUAAAGACAGGGUGUUAGGUCUUCUAGUGAAUAGGGCUCGGGUGUUUUCCUAAAGACAGGGUGUUAGGUCUUCUAGUGAAUAGGGCUCGGGUGUUUUCCUAAAGACAGGGUGUUAGGUCUUCUAGUGAAUAGGGCUCGGGUGUUUUCCUAAAGACGGGGUGUUAGGUCUUCUAGUGAAUAGGGCUCGGGUGUUUUCCUAAAGACGGGGUGUUAGGUCUUCUAGUGAAUAGGGCUCGGGUGUUUUCCUAAAGACGGGGUGUUAGGUCUUCUAGUGAAUAGGGCUCGGGUGUUUUCCUAAAGACGGGGUGUUAGGUCUUCUAGUGAAUAGGGCUCGGGUUUUUUCCUAAAGACAGACUCACCUGGGGAGUGUGUUAUGUCUUCUCCUUUCCCUGAGGAGGAGAGGAGAGAAGAAGGCCCUACUUAUAGGAUGUAGAAACCAGGGAACAGUUCAGUCUACACAUGUUUUUACUUUCCUGAUGGUUUUAUUUUUUAUAUACACCUUGUAUGUUCUCUUAAACACUAUACUUAAUGUUGUAUAGUUUUUAACGGUGAUGUAUAGGCGACAUUCUACUUCGCCUGGAUUCUUACUUAGCUUGUACUCCUUGUCCUGCAGUAAGUAGCCAAGUUGGUUAUUGCUUUAGGCCAGAUGGCUAGUUGCCUAAAGCAGGUCUGGUUGCCUGGUAAUAUUACCCUUCAGGUAUCUCCUUCAAUAGCCAUCACCCCCCCCCCCCCCCCCCCCCCCCCCCCAGGGCCAGACAGUAGCACCCUGCUCAUGGUUGUAACCCCCCCCCAGGGCCAGACAGUAGCACCCUGCUCAUGGUUGUAAACCCCCCCCCUAGGGCCAGACAGUAGCACACUGCUCAUGGUUGUUACCCCCCCCCCCGAGGGCCAGACCGUAGCACACUGCUCAUGGUUGUAACCCCCCCCCAGGGCCAGACAGUAGCACCCUGCUCAUGGUUGUAAACCCCCCCCUAGGGCCAGACAGUAGCACACUGCUCAUGGUUGUUACCCCCCCCCCCCCCCCCCCCGAGGGCCAGACCGUAGCACCCUGCUCAUGGUUGUAAACCCCCCCCCCCUAGGGCCAGACAGUAGCACCCUGCUCAUGGUUGUAAACCCCCCCCCCCCUAGGGCCAGACAGUAGCACCCUGCUCAUGGUUGUUACCCCCCCCCGAGGGCCAGACAGUAGCACCCUGCUCAUGGUUGUUACCCCCCCCCCGAGGGCCAGACAGUAGCACCCUGCUCAUGGUUGUAAACCCCCCCUAGGGCCAGACAGUAGCACACAAGUUAAGAGUCUGGCUGGUCAUCUGAUUCAUCCCAGGACAGACAGCAUUAUAUUUGAACCUCUUCAACUGCAGUGACACUUGUUUUCACACACAGAGACACCAGACAGGCGUUGGUACUGUUCUGUGAAAUGGUUUUAAAGGGGAAAACGUUUUGGUUUUGAUACUGUGGAGUAGAUUUGUGUUACACAUUUUACCUUUUUAGAUGUGUUUUACAGUUGCCAUUUUCACUGGUAAAAAAAUGUUAGUAUUAAUUCAGUUUACAACAGUUGGUCAAUAAAGCCGUUCUGUCACGCAAUAAAUGAGCAUUAGUUCAGGUUACACAGUCGGUCAAUAAACCCGUUCUACAUUAAAAUGAGA